AUGGCGGGCUUCCGCAGCUGGGCGACAGUCAUUGCCAAUUUGCUGGUCCCCGUGGGCAUACUCACCUUCUCUUCAGGAUUCUUCCCCUAUAAACCGUUGAUUCCUGGUUUAGCGACUUUUGAUGAAACAGGCGAGAAUGUCACAGUAUCUGCGGUCUUUGAUAAAGUUAUCUUCAUGGUGGUCGAUGCGCUAAGGAGCGACUUUGUAUAUUCGAAUGAAUCGGGUUUCUUGUUUACACAGAGCUUGAUCCGGUCCGGGGCUGCAUUGCCAUUCACUGCCUAUGCGGGCGCUCCAACUGUUACAAUGCCUCGAUUAAAAGCCAUCACAACUGGUUCGGUCCCAUCUUUUCUGGACGUUAUUCUCAACGUCGCAGAAUCAGAUACCACAUCAACGCUGGCAUACCAGGACACCUGGUUGGCUCAAUUAAAGGCCACAGGAGGACGGCUUGUGAUGUAUGGGGAUGACACCUGGCUCAAGCUCUUUCCGGGGAUGUUUGACCGAGCUGAUGGAACUACAAGCUUCUUCGUGUCGGUCAGUUUUACUUUAGGCGUUUGUGUAUUCGCAGUAUUAGUAUUGAAACUGAGAUUCUUCUCGCAGGACUUCACCGAAGUAGAUCAUAAUGUGACUCGACACGUUCCUGACGAGCUUGCCCAGGAUGACUGGUCUGCUUUGAUCAUGCAUUACCUGGGUCUGGAUCACAUAGGACAUAAGGCUGGGCCGAAAAGUCCCUUCAUGUUACCGAAACAGCAUGAGAUGGACUCUGUGGUGAAUGAAAUCUAUACCGCAAUGCAGCAACAGGACCAUCUUCAAUCCACACUUUUCGUGUUGUGCGGUGAUCAUGGCAUGAACGAGGCUGGAAACCACGGCGGGUCCUCCGCUGGGGAGACAUCCCCCGCGUUGCUUUUCAUGUCACCCAAGUUUGAAGCCUUGGGCGGCCGAAGAGAAAGCCCUGUCGAACCAUUUGGCGAUAUGCAGUACUACCAGAUGGUUGAGCAAGCGGACAUUGCUCCAACCUUGGCGGGGCUUCUUGGUAUCCCAAUUCCUUUAAACAGCCUUGGUGUAUUCAUUCCGGACUUUUUGGAGAUGUGGGAUCAUGGUUCUCAUAAGCUUCGAAUCUUGUAUCAGAAUGCCGAGCAGCUGCUGAACACGUUGACAACUACAUUCCCUGGAUUUACGUUUGGCCCCGAUAUUAGUACAUCCUGUGCUUCGGAAGUCCCAUCCGGUAUUGAGGGAGCUCAAUGUGCUUGGGCUCGAGUCCAGCGACUUCUCUCUGAUAGGGAUGAAGCAGAUGAUUCUUACUCUACAGCUGGCCCGGCUUUGUUGCAGUUCUUAAGGAUUGCACAGGAGGUCAUGAGCCGUACAGCUAGUAACUACGAUGUCUCCAGACUCACUCUGGGCCUGUUGAUCACGGUGAUUGCAGGUUUACUUGUACUUCCGGCCACAUACAAGGAGUGUACACGUCACAGAUCUUCGGGGAUGUUUUUGAUGCUCAUGAUCAUCACCUGUGGGAUGAUGAUGUUUGCGAGUAGCUAUGUGGAAGAAGAGCAACAGUUCUGGUAUUGGAUCUGCUCGGGAUGGAUUGUCUACCUGCAUAUCAAGUCGCAGUCAUCUGCAAAACCGGUCUCACACAAACGCUUUGGAUCAUCAGUAUAUUGGUCUGACAAAUGCAUCAUUCUUGUGCUCGCAAUCACCCAGAGGCUCUUGCGACGAUGGAACCAAACGGGACAGAAAUUCGCGGCCGAGCCUGAUAUUGCUCGCACCUUCUUUGCACGCCGUCCAGAAAUCUUCUGGGUUCUUCUCAUCCUCACGUACGUGGAUGCCGGUUGUCGUCUCUUCAGGAGUAUACCAAUAUCUGGGAUAUUAAAGUUCGGUGCCUUCGCCCCUGCCGUGUUGGCCUUUACGUUCAAGUUGCACUUCGUGACUUCGGAAUCCCCCGAACUCCUUGAUGGGAUGUUCAUCUCGCAAAUCAUGAAGGAAUGGCCCUACAGUCUAUCAUUGGUUCUACAUGCAAGACUUGUGUUCUAUGGACUUGCUGUCAUUGUUUUGCUAGCGCUCUUUGGAGAACGAUCAAGAGUUGCCCGAGGGCCACAUGAUAUGAUUCAUGAAGCCCUGCACAUCUUCCUAAUGACGCAGUCUCGUGCCACUAAUGUCCCCUUGUUCCUGAUUUUCCGAAUUCAGGCCGGCAUUCUCUCUUCCAUGAACCUCACAGGGAUCGAAGUGACAAUCACAACCUUGAUCUUCCAAUAUAUGACGUUCUUCGCGUUUGGUGGCUCCAAUGCAAUCUCCUCUGUGGACCUUGCUAGUGGAUAUAAUGGUGUCGACAGCUACAGCGUGGUACUAGUGGGCGUUCUCACCUUCGCGAGCAACUGGGCAGGACCUAUCUGGUGGGCUUCCCAAAGCCAUCGUCUCCGGCCGAAGAAUCCUACAGAACAAGACCCCUCGGCACUGUUGACCUUCCAUGUUGCCAUGUCCUUGGUUUCUGUCAUGGCCGCCUGCACAGCCCUCCGGACGCAUCUUUUCAUCUGGACCGUGUUCUCCCCCAAAUAUCUCUACAGUAUGGCGUGGGCUACUGCUAAUCAUGUUGCUGUCAAUUUACUGGGCGAGGUUAUUUUCUCUCGAUCUCGAUCUCAUUAUUCAUAA
Molecule: messenger RNA, 2640 nt
Organism: Penicillium egyptiacum
Lineage: Eukaryota; Fungi; Ascomycota; Eurotiomycetes; Eurotiales; Aspergillaceae
Source: the annotation of a GenBank genome assembly